This is a messenger RNA of Aedes aegypti (yellow fever mosquito), 1442 nucleotides long. RefSeq lists its product as uncharacterized. The coding region runs from base 136 to 1116 and encodes 326 amino acids. The record is from RefSeq and is a predicted model, not a curated record. The transcript has 2 exons. NCBI's taxonomy places the organism in Eukaryota, Metazoa, Arthropoda, Insecta, Diptera, Culicidae.
CAAGCUUUUCUUUUCUGGAAGCUCACUCUUGAUAUGAACUGGUGAAAGCGCGCCAAGCUCGCAUCUUGAACGGCUUCUAAGGAUUCAAAAUUUGUUCAUCCACUUGGUCCUUGCCGUUGAUUCGGACAACAGUUGAUGCAUCAUAUUUCGUGGAAAAAAAUGAGCUCCUCCGAAUCGCAUUCCUCCAUUUCCGGGACGGCCACCUCAUCGGCAGUCAGUUUCUCGAAUCAGCUUACCCCGGAGUAUGAGCGCAGCCUGGCCCAGCGGAUGCUACAGUACGUGUAUGACCGGUCAGCCAUCGUCACAGCCCGCCAGUUGGCCUUCUGGGAGCGCUUCCGCCAGCAGGCACCGGAUGUGGAAAUGUUUCCGCAAGACCUCCGGGCAAUGUUCUACGGUGAAGUCCUGUACGAACCGGAACACUUCGAAGAUUUGGAACACGCGGUAACCAAUUACAUCAAUCCCCGCUUCAACCAGAUCCAGUUGGAAGCGUUGGAAUUCGGCGAUCUUGCUGAACAAGAAGACUACAUGCUGAAUCUGCCACGGAACGUCCCACUUCCAGACGGCGAGAUGAACUUUGAACAAUUGGUCAACUACAUAUCCAACCCGUUCGAGGCUUCCAGGAACUCUCGGCUUGUUCCGUUGAACGUGCAACUGGUAGCUGCACCGCAACCGUCGGCUGACGCAAACUUGAAGCAGCGAUUCUGCCAUCUGCUAUCUGAACUCGUCUACACAAGGGAUGAAACUGUUGAGAAACCUACCCUGGCCAUUGAGGACAUUUGCGAGCGCGUGUCAGUCCUCACCGCCAAGGGCAUUCGGCUCGACGAUUUGAUCGAACCGGGAAUGGAGUGCUACAAGCUGCUGAACGGUAUCAAUCCGGAGACCGAAACCCCGAACGUGCCUGUGCCGGAGAAAGCAACGGUCUCCGCUUCGGAUCAGGUCGUUCCGGUUGUGCCAACUUCCAGUGCGUUGAAACGUUGGAAGUCGUUCGACGAUUCUGGGCUGGGAAAUACACCGCCAAAACAGCGUCGAAUGAAUCCGCCCUCUUCUUUGUUAGCUCGGCGGCAGCAUGGCAGGGUACGGCGCAUAGUUUCGGCACCCUCCAAUAGUUUGAUGUGAGAUUGAUGAGCACGUUGGAUUUUUAACAGUGUUAUUACUUCUCGUUUUAACGGUUUACGUGGAUUGUUUUAAACCCUUGAUAUAUGAUUUAAACCUUACUUUUAAGCACAUUGUUAAGCAGCAGUAUAAACUUUUCUAUUUCCGUUUAUACAAUGUACAAAAGCAGAGCCGUAGCGUUGCUUCCUUAAUUUGUACGUCCUCUAAAGCCGAGGCUAAUGCUUUUUUAUUAAAUGUAACUAUAACUUACUAUGAAACCUUACUGUUAAGCAUAUUGUUAACGCUGUAUAAUUGUAGAGAAAUACAUCACAUAUAGCAGUAUGAAUUCA